GAUCCAUUUACAAAAUCUUUAAUGAACAAUUAAAAUUCCAUUUAAAUAAAAAAUUCAAGAUAUUUAAGUUGUCAACAAGUGUCAAAGCAUUAAGCAAUAUUAAUUGCAAAUUGUCUGACAAAAGAAAUGCUUUAAACAAAACAAAUGACAAAGAAAGGUGCACAAUAAACGCGUGUGAGAAAAAGCAAAACAAAGAAAAAAUUUUUUCUAGAAAAGCGCCAAUAAAAAACAAUGAACUCCCCCAGGGGAAACCGAAUGAUCUUCAAAAUGUAUUGGCUAAUACUGAUACUAAUGCCCCUCACUUGGGCCAGCAGCAGUGAUUUGAAGGGAGCACCUGUGAUGACCACAGAGGGCCCCACUUCAGUCCAUCGAAAUGCCCAUCAGCAGCAGCGAUUGCAGCAAUUGCAGGAGGCGCAGCAACUGGAGGCCCAUCAGCAACAUCAUCAUCAUUUGCGGCACGAGCAGCAUUUGCGGGCCGAGCUGGAGGGGAAUCAUCAGCCGCCGAUCGAGAACUUCGAAAUGGGUGGGUCCAAGAAGACCUUCAUCGAUCCCCAAUUGCCCAUGCAGCAGCACCACUUGCGUCACCACAAUCGUCAUCAUUUGAGCUGGGAACAGAGGGUCUUCCCCUCGUUGCGUCAUCAGCAGCAUCGCUUGGCGAUUGGAACCAGUACGGCCAGAAAUAUUAUAACCACUGAGGCACCCACUACCACACAUCAUGGUCUGAUCACAAAUCACUCGCGCUACUUUGAUAGGGAUGGCAUCUUUCCCUCCUGGGCUGAACCCCGAUCCACCAGGGGUCCCAACUGGCGACAGGAAGUGGAUUCCAGUGACUCCGAUGAGGAUAGCGAUGAGGAUGACGAUGAUGAUGAUGAUUAUGAGUACGAUGAAGACGCCGAUUCCAAUGGGGUCGAUGAAGAACUGGCUCGACAAAUGCCCAGAUACUCUUUGUUCAACCAGAAGUUACCGCACAUUGACUUAAAAGAACCCGAUUACAAUGGCUACGAUCAGUCUGAUGAAUUGGAUAUAGUUUCGAAUAAAAAUAAUAAUCAUAAUAAUAACAAACAUCCCAGUGUGGCCAAUCCGCACGAUAAGCCAGCUGGCAAGCGCAACAUAUUUGAUUGGUUCUUCAAACAAGAUAGGGAAAAGGAAGUUGUUAAAAAACCGCACACCACAGCCACUACAACGACCACCACUUCGACGACCACAACCGUAAAGCCCAUAGUACGUACUGAAAGGCCAAAACUGCAAUUAAUAGAUGCCAAUCUGAGGAACAACGGUGGCGAAGAGGAGUACUCGAAUGAGGAUUCGGACUCCGAAUCGGAGGAGGGUUUCUCCAACGAACAGUGGAACAAAAUCGAGCAUGAACAUCAUCUCAAACAGCAGAAGCAUCAGAAGGAACUAGUGGCGUUGCGUGAGAAGAGCAGGAACACCCCACUCAUAAGAAACAUUGAGAAUGAGGAUGUGGAGAACAUUUAUGCACGCAACUAUAUAGCUGGAGGGGUGGCCCAGAAGAAGGAGGUCCAGUUGGGAACCCCCGAAGCGGCGAUGAAAGCGAGACGACUGCACGCCCAAAAGCUGAAAAGUGAGAGAGCCCUUGCCCACGCCCACAUGAACCAGGUGCUGAAGGAGGCCACCUGCCGGAUCCCCCAGAAACGCUGCCAGCUGGUCCAGCAGGACCCCUCGAAGAUCUACACGCCCCACUGUACCAUUCUGCAUCGCUGCAGCGAGGACAGUGGGUGUUGUCCGAGCAGAAGCCAAAUCUGUGCCGCCAAGAGCACCCACAAUGUUGAGCUGCAUUUCUUUGUGAAAAGCACCAAACAUCGGAGUGUCAUCGAGAAGCGAACCUUUGUGAAUCACACGGAGUGCCAUUGCAUCGAGCGAUCGACCUAUAACGAGGACACAGCUAUGGCCAACUAUGGGCAGUCGGUGGUCCGGGCCACCAUACUGAGUUGCACCUGUCCGAAGAGCUUUGAGAAGAUCCUGCAGGAUGACGGGCAAUGUCGAUGCGACUGCAGUUCCGGAAACUAUGACUGCGAUUGGUUGAAGCGGGGCAACGAGCACUUCGCCAUGAACGAUCGCAAGUGCAUACAACAAGGUCGCUGCAAGCCGCCCACCUGUGAAUUCGGCCCCUACAUGGACAAACACGGUCGCUGUCCCAAACAACACGAACAACCCGCCUAUAAUGCCAUGUCAUAAGCGAUGCAUCUCCCCAGGGAAGAGCAUGCUGAGGAAAAAGCCAGGAAAAGUAUUAUUCAGUCUGAGGCAAACUCAAAAGCAGGCGAGAAGGGAAACUAGACACAUUUUCCUUUCCUGACAAGAGUAAAAGCAAAAAGUGAGACGUGAAUUUAGUUGCAUAUCCUAUACAAAACAAUACGAAAGUAAAACGAAUGGAAAUCUAUUUCUACACUAGGAUGGGUCGAUUUGUUAGAGAGCUAAAUUUUACUAAUUACCCAACAAAAUAUUCAAAAACUGUUAAGUUCAACAAAGACAAGUCUGCUCUUAUAUAACCAAAACCAAGGAAAAAUGUCCUUGCAUUUUUAAAUCAAAACUAAAUUUUAAAAGAAAAGUCUCGAAUCGUUGAAAAUUGAUUACUCAUUUCUUACUUUUAAAAAAAUCGAUCCAUCCUCAGAUACACAUACUACUUACGUAUUUGUAUAUCAGCUGAUUGUGUAUCAAUCCUCAAUCCGAUAAGCCAUUUAAAAUAACUGCAAGCAAAAAACCGUCAUUAAAAAAAUUCUAUAUAUUUAGCAAAACGAAAUAAGACUUUUUUGCGCAUGUUUUUACUCAAUAUGGAACUGUAGCAUUGUUCAUAAGUGUUUCAAUAUUCAAAAUCCACUAAUAAACCAGAAUGAAUUAUGUGUAUUUUAUGCGUAUGCUAAAUGAAAUUCCAAAUAUAUAAAUUGACUGCGUUUUUAGUUUUAAUUGACUAAUGUUAUGUUAUUUAAUUAUAAUAAACACACGAAAACGAAAACAAAUGUUUACAAUUACAAAUGAAAUAUAUUAACUACCUAUGAACGAUGAAAUAUAUUAUUCAUGUUACUUAAGCUAAGUUUUAACACAAAUCAAACGAAGCCAAUCCUUGAAAAAUCGCAACAAAAACAAAAUUAAAUUUUCAUAUUUAAUUUCUAGUCAAAUUUUAAUUUUGUUUUUCUACGACCACGAAUGUUUAAUCGAAAGUAAAUUCCGCCAUUGAACUCACUAAACGAAAGGCAUUUAAAGCGGAUACCACAAAAUAUAGGAAUUAAUCCAGUAAAAUAUAGCGAGAUAAAUGUAUAAACCAUAUGAACGUAAACUAGCCCACAACCUCUCUUGCUUUUUUUCUGCAUUUGAUAGAGACAACUAAAAUAAACCUAGGAUAUCUUCAAUAUCGCAUAAGUUCAUCUUGAGGAAGAACCAUCUUAAACUAAAUUUCAUUUUCAUUUGCUUCGUGCACAACCCUUAGUUAAGUUACAUUCAUACAUAGUUCCGACACCAAGCACUGUAUAUAUAUUUUAGAUAAAACCUACAUUUAAGGGGCACCCAAAAUGAAUCCACUUGGCACGAAUUAUGGCACACAAUCAUUUUCAACGGGAGAGAAAUAAUUCCUGGAUUGCAUAACGCAUUUGCAUAUUGAUGACAUUCGCACGGUGGCAAUCGAUGAGCUCAAUUAUUAAUUUCAAGCGGAAUUUGGGGCUUUAAUUAUUGUGAAUUUAUUUACCAUUAAGCCAGACACCAAAUGCCGUUUAAUGGCCUGUGCCUCAUUUCUGUUUACCCUAUAUUAUUGCAUGUUGGCCAUAAUUUACGGGCGAUCUAUUUGCUCAAGGUAAACUAUUAUAUUUAUUUAAAUUCGCACCCCACUUUCAAGUAAGCAUACGCAUAUAGAAAACGCAAUCUCAAUGCGACGUUGAAUGUGACGUGAAUAAAUUUCAAUAAAUCUGUGUAAUUGUUAAUAGAAGCUAUCACAAGAUACCAAGCAGAAUAUACGAAAGAUUACAUUUCAAAAUGAUUUUAUUUACAACUUUUAGCAUAAAUUUUAAUGUAUAAAAAACGAAUGUAAGCGUUAAGCUGAAAAACAAACCAAUACUAAUAAAAGAAACAUAUUAUUACUAUGCAAAAAUCCAAAUAAAUAUGAAAGUGAACAAAAAACAUCCCAACAAUAU
This is a messenger RNA of Drosophila suzukii, 4139 nucleotides long. It is a transcript of the gene Pvf3, whose product is annotated as PDGF- and VEGF-related factor 3. Gene Ontology annotation, molecular function: growth factor activity. Gene Ontology annotation, cellular component: membrane. NCBI's taxonomy places the organism in Eukaryota, Metazoa, Arthropoda, Insecta, Diptera, Drosophilidae. The record is from RefSeq and is a predicted model, not a curated record. Gene Ontology annotation, biological process: hemocyte migration.